AUGCAACCAGAAAGCUCCAAAGAAGUCGAGGCGAUCGACAAAAAAACCACUGCUGUUCUAGAAACAAUCAGCAUCCACGAUGCCGAAGUGGCAGCAGGCAUCGAGAUCUUCGCAGAGGACGACACCCAUCUGCACAGAGCUCUGAAGGAGAGACACAUCGGUAUGAUCACCCUGGUCGGAGUGUUUGGUACCGGGUUGUUUCUCAGCAGCGGAGGAACGCUUGCCAAGACAGGGCCUGUCGGUAUGUGCCUGUCGUACCUGAUUGUGGGCCUGAUUGUGGGUAUGAACCAGAUGGCACUUGCUGAGGUGGCUGCACUGGCUCCGUUGACCGGAUCCACCAUCCGCCACGCAGAAAUCUUCAUCGAUGAUGCCGUUGGCUUUGCGUUGGGCUGGCUCAAAGUCUGGAACGCCAUUCUUCCCGGCGCGCUUGUUUCCACCGCUCUUAUCAUGCAGUACUGGAGCAGCCUGUCGCCGGGGAUCUGGAUCACCGUCUACAUGGUUCCUAUCUGCUUCACCAACAUUUUCUCCAUCCGAAUCUACGGUGAGGUCGAGUUUGUGUUUGCUUUGCUGAAAAUCGCUCUGAUCUUGAUUCUUGUCCUGGCCGGCCUCGUGGUCGACCUUGGCGGAGUGAAGGGCCAGGAAAGACUUGGUUUCCACUACUGGAGAGACCCUGGUCCCUUUGCAUCGUACAUCAAGACUGGUAGCGUGGGACAGUUCAUUGGUUUCUGGGCUGCUCUGUCGUCUGUGGUGUAUGCUUAUGGAGGAGUUCAGGGAAUUGCUCUGCUGGCCGGAGAGACCAGAAACCCUCGUACUAACAUUCCAAAAGCCGCAAAGAGAAUCCUGUACAGAGUUGUCGGUCUGUACAUGAUCGCCGUGUUCAUUUUGAGUAUCAUUGUUCCAUACGACGACCCAAAAAUUGCAACCAGCGACGGCACUGCCGCACACUCGCCAUACGUGAUUGCUUUCGAAAAAGCCGGUAUUAAAGUGCUCCCAGAUAUCGUCAACGCGCUGACGUUGUCGUCUGCGUGGUCCGAGUCGAAUCUCGGCAUCACCCAGACCUCACGUAUUCUGUUCUCGCUCGCUGCCAAGGGCCAGGCCCCUAAAAUCCUGCUCAAGAGCAGCAAAAAACUCAAGGUGCCUUACGUGGGGGUUGCUGUUGGACUGGUCUUCCUGACCUUGGCGUACAUGACGCUGGACUCCACGGCAGCCAACGUGUUCAGCUGGUUCCAGAACAUUACGUCUUCCGUCCUGCUUCUGGAGUGGAUCAUCAUCUCAAUCAACAAUAUCAGAAUGAACAAGGCUCUCAAGGUCCAGGGCUACAGCCGCAGCGACCUUCCGUACACCAACAAAAUUGCCAAGGCCAGUGCGUGGAUCUCGCUGUUCGGUUCGACCCUUCUGCUGGUCACUGGUGGCUUCACGACCUUCAUCCACGGCCACUGGGACACCUCCACGCUGUUCUCAUCCUACUGCUCUCCUAUUCUGUUUGUGAUCUUUUAUCUCGGAUACAAGUUCGUGAAAAAAACCAAACAGGUGCCUCUAGAGGAGAUUUGUCUUCCAGCACUGAUGGAUGACUACCACAGCAAGCCUGAGCCUCCAUCCGAGCCGCUAAGAGGCUGGAAACUUCUCACUUUCCUCUGGGCUUAG
Molecule: messenger RNA, 1644 nt
Organism: Ogataea parapolymorpha DL-1
Lineage: Eukaryota; Fungi; Ascomycota; Pichiomycetes; Pichiales; Pichiaceae
Product: RAD1 Single-stranded DNA endonuclease
Exons: 1
Coding region: 1-1644 (547 amino acids)
Biological process (GO): amino acid transmembrane transport
Cellular component (GO): membrane
Molecular function (GO): amino acid transmembrane transporter activity
Source: RefSeq, a predicted model, not a curated record